This is a messenger RNA of Botrytis porri, 762 nucleotides long. RefSeq lists its product as uncharacterized. Lineage: Eukaryota; Fungi; Ascomycota; Leotiomycetes; Helotiales; Sclerotiniaceae. Bases 1 to 762 code for a protein of 253 amino acids. The transcript has a single exon. The record is from RefSeq and is a predicted model, not a curated record.
AUGAAAAAAGCCAAUGCUUCAAGAUAUGAUUAUGAGAAUUAUGAGGACAGAGAUGUAGCAAAGGCUAUAAAUAAGAGGGACCGCAACGAUGCCAGCAGGGAAGCCCGUGAAAAGGCCGAAACGGCAAUGGCAAAUUUAUCAUUAGAUGGUCCUUUGAAACGGAUUAACGAUAAAGGAACUGCAUUUAAGGACGCAAUAUAUUAUGACGAUUCAAAGAGGGGGAAAGAAUCACAAAAGCGCAAGCCGAAGAUUCCUCUAGUUCCAAGCAGAAGCGGUAGUAAAUCUAGAACUGACAACGCGGGAGUACAAGGAAGGGAGGGCCGUGGUAGUGCAAGAGAAAAAGGCAAGCGCGAUAGGCCUGCCAGCGCCUCUAGAACCAGGGAUUCGUUGAAAAAACCUGCCACGGCUAACUCUUCAAGUUCUACCAAAACUCCCACUGCCAGCUCUUCAAAUACCAUGAGCGGAACAGAAGCUGAACCCACGACAGACUACCCAUACACACGGAACAAGGAAGGUCGUUACAUAUGCCCAGUAAAGGGCUGUGAAACCAAGAGCUACUCCGAGAGGUCAAGAUUUCGAACGCAUUACGACACUAAACAUACGCGCAGGGCAGAAUUAUACUAUUGCGAUCUUGGCCAUGAGUGUAGAGAGGAACCAUUCGAUCGUCACGAUUCAUACCUCAAACAUUUGAGGUCGGACCGGCAUCAAAGAAAACAGGCAGACCAUGAAAAUAAAGUAAACAAAACCAACACUCUUUUCUGA